Messenger RNA from Porites evermanni, 31422 nucleotides. Lineage: Eukaryota; Metazoa; Cnidaria; Anthozoa; Scleractinia; Poritidae. The record is from the annotation of a GenBank genome assembly.
GGGCGACUGCGGGUGAAAUCGGCUUAGCUGCGUUUUGAAAGUAACUUUCGGUAUGGAAAGGAGACCUGCAAAGAAGAAAGCAGACGACGGAAAUGUAAUAAAAGGAGACUGGAGUGGCUGGGUGAGUUGUCAGCUGAUACCGAGGCUUCUAUACGAGUGUACGCAAGAGUUGAUUGUACUGUCGCGCCAAAUUGGCGCAAAUUUAAUUUGUUCAGGACCUGAACAAUCGAUGAAAAUCGAUGAUCAGAAAAUCAAUCGAUCAAUCGAUGGCAAAGAUAGUUGUGUCCCAUACCCUGGAGCUUGUUGGUUUUGCCACUAGAGUAGUAGAACUUGCCAGCCCCACAGUUUUUUUUGAGAAAAAAAUGUUCUAUAAGUAGACCUUGUCACAGUUUUGGGAGCCAUCUUGAUUAGUAGGCUACCGCGUGAGAAAUUACUGUCACAAGCCUGACAUUUUGAAUUGAAACCAACGAUAAAAAUAACUAAUCGACAUCUCUUCAGGGAAAGGUGGGGACAAAAAAUCUGCCACAAAUUAGCAAAUACUGACAAAAUAAAGAAGAUAAAACUAUAAGAAGAUGUAGACAGUGGCAGGUCAGAGUCAAGGGAGGUGGUGGGAAAAUUUUUCGACUAAGUGUCCAAGAGAUGUCGUUUGUAUGUGAAUCUAAUGUCAAAUAAUUUCUGUAAAACAGCUGUUCUGAAAAAAAAAAUACAAUCGAUGAAAAUAGAUGAUCAGAAAAUCAAUUGAUCAAUCGAUGGCAAAGAUAGUUGUGUCCCAUAGCCUGGAGCUUGUUGAUUUUGCCACUAGAGUAGUAGAACUUGCCAGCCCCACAGUUUUUUUUGGGAAAAAAAUGUUCUAUAAGUAGACCUUGUCACAGUUUUGGGAGCCAUCUUGAUUAGUAGGCUACCGCGUGAGAAAUUACUGUCACAAGCCUGACAUUUUUAAUUGAAACCAACGAUAAAAAUAACUAAUCGACAUCUCUUCAGGGAAAGGUGGGGACAAAAAAUCUGCCACAAAUUAGCAAAUACUUAUGACAAAAUAAAGAAGAUAAAACUAUAAGAAGAUGUAGACAGUGGCAGGUCAGACUCAAGGGAGGUGGUGGGAAAAUUUUUCGACUAAGUGUCCAAGAGAUGUCGUUUGUAUGUGAAUCUAAUGUCAAAUAAUUUCUGUAAAACAGCUGUUCUGAAAAAAAAAAUGAAUUGUACACUAAAGCCGCACAGCAAAGGAUUCUAGUAACAAAUUUGUGGGUCCCGUACCCAUGCUUAAAUUUCUCCAGACUCUUGCUUUAGAUUUUCCAUAAGCUAAUAUUUGUCUGCAAUUUUUCCCAGGAAAUCAUUACGGAAUCGCGCCUGUAGAAACGCGUCGCGAAUAAAUGCAAAUUUUUGUCAAUCAAAUGUCACUCCUAUUAUUUGUAGGUGGAAAUUGGUGAAACAUCGUUAUUGUUUUAGAGACAAUAGAAGAACAAAAGAUAACAGAAAGAUCAAGUUAUGCCGUCUUAAAACGUGUUGCGUGACUUUAAUCAGUUGCAGCAUUUCUCAUAACUUUCCCGCAUUAAAAUGUUGGAAUGAAAAGUCUGAAGCUUAGCUUUUAAAAUCUUGAUAGCCAAAAUAAAAAGGGUGCCCAAAAAGGCAAGCAUCUGGGAAUUCAAAAUCGACGUUUUUGUCUCCAGCGAACUCUGGCGGAUGAACAGUAAUUUGCACAUAAGCGUAAGUGAAGCGAAGUAGAUACAAAUUGCCGUGGUUGUAAACACAACGUUUCCUCGACGUUUUUUUCCUUUUGAAAGGGUAAAUUCACAUGAAAGAACUCAGCUUGCACAAAAUAAUAUAAAAUGAAACGAAGCAAAUCGAAAAGUGGUAAAAAAAGUUUAGGAUAUUUCAGUUCAAUGGAAAGUAAGUGAUUGGGUAGGUGAUUUGCCUACUGAUAAAAACAAUUUCCAGCGCAGUUCAAAACCGUUCGACUUUCUGAAUUGUUUUUCUGGAAUUCUAUACAUUCUGCUGGCCUAAAUCGUUAAAAUGUCUUAUGAAGUCAAAAAAUUUAUCAAGUUGAGCUUUUGCAUUUCCUUAUAAAACUGAGAGUAGCGCGAAAGCUUUGAUCUAUUGAUUUUCUCAAGUUAAAUUACCUUUGUAUUGUGGAAACAAUACGCUAACACUUGAGUCUUGAAUCAAAGGACGCGACAUGCGUCGGCUUCCUUUGUGAGCGUGUAAAUAGUCAUGGGACCUGCGAUUUUGCGGGCGACGCGGAUCUACAGGUGCCGUUCCGUAAUGGUUAGUCAGCAGGAAAAAACUUUUUUUACAUACAAAUGUAUAGAACAUUUUAAAAAGUGGUUCUAGCGCAUGUAGCUGCAUGUAAUACCCUCAGAUUUUUUCAGUAGAAUCCUUAGGAGUGAAGCUGUAGUUUUUCAUAUUUUUUUCAGAAGAGCCAUUUUACGGAAAUUAUUCGACAUUAGACACUCAUACAAACACUGUAAUUUCCCACGCAGUUGCCUACUCAUCAAGAUGUCUUCCAAAAUCGUAGCAGGGUCUAUUAAGCUUAAUUUAUGGGAAUCGAUUGCUGUUUUUCAAUCCUGAAUCUGAUGUAGAGAAAUUAAUACACUUAUUAUUACAAUGACUUAUUACAGGUAAUUGACUAGUGGUGUAAUUAAUUCAUUAUAAAUCCUGCUCAUCAAAAACUUUGUUUGGCUAGUUAAAAUGACUCAGGGGCUAGUACAUGCUACUGAGUAGCUACAAUUGGUUCUGUUCGUUAUACCAAUUAAAAUCAAAUUGCUGUAGUGUUUGUUUUACUGUUUUUACUGAUUAUGCAACAAGAAGAGCUAAUAGGAUGGCAUCCAAGUGGAGUUACAAGGACCAGAAUUCAAGUUAUCGGGAUAAAUUUCAGUGAAAUUUUGAUCAAGGGAAAGAAAAUUUAGUUUGAGUGAGCAUGGGGAAUUAGAAUUGUCUGAGUUUGAGUUAACCAAGUAAAAAUAACUGAAAAGUGGGGGGAAAUCCAAGGAAAAUUGGAGUUAGCUUGAGUUAUUAGGAGUUCGAGUUAACUGAGAUCAAGUUAUCGGGGUUCUAUUGCAUAUACUACGAUUUAUCUUAUUCCACACCUUGCCAGCAAUAAAUUUAAUACUAAUUUUAUAACAAUAGUUUGUAUCAAAAUUCUCAUCAGGGUGAAUAUAUGCAAGCUAAAGUACAGAAAUUAGAUGCUCAGUUUAAAGAGGAUGUUCCAAAAGUGCCAGAUGAUGUGUAAGUCAACUUACUAAUUUUAUUCAUAUACAUGUAUCUGUGUUAGAACUAGGAAGUGAAUCUGACUUUUCUACAAUAGCUGUGAACUUCACUAUGUUAUUUUUAUUAACCUUACACCAAGUAACCUAUGCCACUCAUUAUAUAAUAAAGGGGAUUAAAGGGAGAUAUAAAGGAUCAACCAUGAGAGGACAAACAAGGGUCAUUUUUGUGGGUUGGACUUACCAACAGCAUCACGUAAUCACGCACAAAAAUGAUCCUUGCUUGCCAACGAGUCCUCAGUAGCUCAAUUUUUAGAGCAUCUGAUCUAGAACACGGAGGGUCAUGGGUUUGAAUUCCAUCUGGGGCUCAAAUAUUUCUGUGUCCUCUUAUGGUAACUGUUGAUUUUUAUAUCUUGCACCCAGUAACCUACAUUGUAGUAAAUUAGUAUGCACUGACCUUCAGAGGUUGCUGAUUGUGACAAGACCCAGACACAUGUAAAAUCUUGCAUUAAAAGUUGUGGUUACGGUGGCUAUUUCCAUGUUCACAAGACAUUCCUACACAGGCAAUGUUCUUUGCGUGAAGACAGAGUUAGCGUAUUGUUUCCGUAUGAUAUAGAGGAAAUUUGACAGAAGCAAAUCAAUACUUUGUCUUACAUGAGAUGGGGUAGUCUGUAUUUCAAGUGAUGGGGAUGACUGAAUGUGGGCAAAAAUCAAAACCCAAGUGAAUCCCUAGGGUUUCUAAUGAAACCCAAAAAAUCCUUGGACCAAAAAUCAGCUCAUAAAUAAAUCCCAUGCCGAAUAUUGUUAAAAUGGUAUACCGGUAUUAACCAGUUUUAUGAAACAGAUACAAUGUAAUGCUUUAAAUACAUCCCCACUAUGCAUGCCAUCUCUUUAAAUCUGGUGUAUCCCCCCUAGGUUUAUGGCAUGUUUAAAUUGCAUUUUGCUCAUUUUCAUUAGAAACUGUAAUCUUUGUCAACCUGUAAAUUAUUUUAAUUCUUGACUUCGUCAAAUGUUGUAAAAAUUUAGCCAGUCGAAUGCAAGGGAAACAAAUGAGUCAAUUCAUUUGAUUGAUGGAAAAAUUUGCAUUUGCUAUUGACACGUUUCAAUAAGUGCAAUUCUGUAAUGAAAAUUAUACAAUGUUCAUUUUUUUGUUAUUUAACACAUGCUAGAGUCUAUUUUCUAAUCUUUUGGCCUUUUUUGCAGAGAUGUUCCUAAGAUAUUUGAAAAGGUUGUUAUUUACAUUAAUGGAUAUACAGGUGAUCAACUUAACAUGAUAAAUAAGCUAUUUGUUUGUUAGGUUUUCUUAAUGUACAUGGGACCACGUUUACUGAGGGUAUUCUCUAACUUGAUAUUUCACAGUUACCCAUACAUGCAGGUCACAGAUAUGUAAAAAAGGUUACUUAAAUAAGUUACAUAUAUGUUCUCAUGAAAGCUUGUAGAUUUGCUACAUGUAUGUUUGCAUACAUGUUCCUCCAUGUAAGUAUAUGUCCAUAUAUGUGCAGCAAUGAAAGAUAUAGAGGAUAUUACAUGGCCACGCGGAAAUACGAAAUUUCUCUUCAAGUGCUGAAAAAUAUUUCACGAGUGAGCGCAGCGAACAAGCAAAAUAUUUUUUCGACACGAGAAGAGAAAUUUUGUAUCCCCAAGCGGCCAUGUAAUGUUCUAUUAAUAUAAACACCAAUGAAAUAGUAAACCAUUUCACUUUAAUAGUUUUUUGGUGUGAAAGGCGCGAUUUAUUAUGUAGCCACAGCAACGGUGAUAUUUUCACGUGUGAAGAUAUCAAGUUUUUGCGUGAAAGCUCCUGGUAUUUCAUUGGUGUUUAUAUAAUAAAAUUAUGUUACAUGUAUGUGACAUAUAUGUGGUUUUGGUAAAGGCUACCUGCCAAUUAUUUAACAGUGAGGGAUUACUUGAUCUCCUAGGACCUCAAUAAAGCUGGAUCCAUUUUCUAACAUGUAGUGACUAGCUAUUCUUAUUAGUGUUUAUUAUUGGUGGUUGAAUGAGUGUCUAGAUACUUUGAACUCAGAUAACUUGAACUCCCCACUAGCUCGAACUAAAUUUCCUUCCCUUUGAUCACAAUUUCACAGAAAUUUACCCCGAUAACUUGAAUUCCCUGGUAACUCGAACUGUUUUUGGUUUCCUUUCAGAGUUUGAGUUACCGGGGUUCUAUUGUAUUAGUUUUGGAAUACAUCCCUGUAGUUUGGCUAAUAACCAUGCAUAUUUAAUUAUUAAUUUGCAGUGCCACCAGCUGAUGAACUUCGUCGCCUAUUGUACUUGCAUGGAGGGCGUUGCCAACAGUAUUACACCAAACGUUCUGUUACACACAUUAUUGCCACCAAUCUACCAAACAGCAAAAUUUCAGAGCUCAGGUAAUCUACCGGUACAUUGUACAUGUACAUUGACUUUUGGGCCUGGUAACAUGGCUCAGAGGGCUGAUUAGCAAGGAUGUAAAGGAAUAAUGAUCGAAUUAAUAAAUUUGAAAACAGUUUCUACCUCAAUAAGCUUUUGCUUUGUAAAAGCCAUAGUAAUUUUUAUUCAUAAUUCUAANGUUUCCUUUCAGAGUUUGAGUUACCGGGGUUCUAUUGUAUUAGUUUUGGAAUACAUCCCUGUAGUUUGGCUAAUAACCAUGCAUAUUUAAUUAUUAAUUUGCAGUGCCACCAGCUGAUGAACUUCGUCGCCUAUUGUACUUGCAUGGAGGGCGUUGCCAACAGUAUUACACCAAACGUUCUGUUACACACAUUAUUGCCACCAAUCUACCAAACAGCAAAAUUUCAGAGCUCAGGUAAUCUACCGGUACAUUGUACAUGUACAUUGACUUUUGGGCCUGGUAACAUGGCUCAGAGGGCUGAUUAGCAAGGAUGUAAAGGAAUAAUGAUCGAAUUAAUAAAUUUGAAAACAGUUUCUACCUCAAUAAGCUUUUGCUUUGUAAAAGCCAUAGUAAUUUUUAUUCAUAAUUCUAACUACAAUCUUGGACAGAAAAAUAUGGAACAGCAAUCCCCCGUCCCCCCAAAAUCAGGGAUAAAGCCGCGCAAAGCCAAAACGCGCCAUUUUCCCAUCCUUGAUUUGGGGGGUGGGGGGGAGGGGUACAAAUUUUCCAUCUAUUUUGUCCAAGAUUGUAGCAAGACUUGUCUUGCGGAACCUUACCUGUACCAGUACCAGUCCUUUUUGUAAGCAUUUUUUUCCUGUUUUCUUUGCAGGGAUGAACUUGUAGUACAUCCGUCAUGGAUUUUAGACAGCAUCAAAGCUCGUGUUCUGCUCCCUGCUACACAGUACCUUCUUUAUCAGUCAAGAAAAGCUGCACAGAAAGUUCUAAAUUUCGCUUCUAAUUCCAAAUCAACUUCUACAUGUACAAUAACUAAACCUUCCCCAAUGGGAGUCCCCUCAGUAACAACGUCACCUAGUUUGGGAUUGCCCUUAGGGGAUAUAUCUUCUGUACAUUUGUCAUCAAUACCUCCCCCCACGGGAGAACCGUCAAUGGAAUCGCGUGAUGAAGUCAGUGCAGACAUUGAAGACUGUGAAACAGAAAAAAAUGUGAGAGAUCGAGAUGAGACAGGAAGAAAUAAAGACUUAGUCAGUACCACAAAUAAUAUGCCACAUGAGAAGGCUGUAAAAGCCAAUAAAGAUGAAAAUACUGGACACAUUGGAGGAGAUUUAAACCUUGAAGCACCAAGUCUUACUUUACAAGAAAUUACCAGUGUAGAUGGAAAGACAGCAACGAAGGCUUCUGACAGUGCAGUAUUCAAAAAGCCAAGCACAAGUGGCUUGCCCCGAGCUGGCGAUGCAAACUUUGUGUCAGAAUUCUACAACAAUUCCAGAUUGCAUUAUUUAUCAACCUGGGGAGCAGAAUUCAAGAAGUACACAAGUGAAAUCAUCAAAUCUUCCGCAGGCAAUGGUUGGAAGGGUAGAGGAGCAGGUCGGGUUGGACCUCAUGGCCGGGUGAUUAUGCAUAUAGAUAUGGACUCAUUCUUCGUUUCUGUGACAUUGCGUGAUCAACCACAUCUCAGGGGAAAGCCGAUUGCUGUGUGUCACGCAGGGAAAGGCAAUUCAACUGACCAAGGUGGGUGUAGAGUAUUAUCUAAUGAAAAGAGUCCCCCACCCCCCUAGGGUUUGGGAUUGAAAUGUUACAUUUGGUGAACCUUACAUUAGACUAAACCUAAACCACUCCCCUGGCCACCACAGGCAGACCACCCUCUGUUUGUGUGGCCGUUAUUGCAAUCUGAGCAACGGUCUGUUAUGCUCAAUAGAAAAAAUACAGAUGGACAUUAUGGCGGAUUCAGUGCACUCCAAAGUACAGAUUUAAAUCUAAAUGUUCUUGAAAGCAAAGGUCAAGUAAAAUGCUAACUUAGUCAUCUGUCAUGUUUUUUCACCGUCACGAGCUGUUUAAAGCAUUAUUUUGUGAGAUGAUUAAUUAUUUGACCGGUAGCUUAGAGUGGUUUGCCUGUGCCGCUACUCUCUUUCACGGAGUUACGAGGGUCGUGUUUUAUACUUUUUCCAACUGUUCGCAACCACUACAACAAUAAGAUAAAUCCCCUAAGAAUAAUUAUUUAUUACUGCUAUCACUAUACUUCUCCGUCACACAGUGUCCCCCAGCUGUGUGUUGCUGAUAAAUUCUACUUCAUGAAGAGUAAAACGAAUGUCUUGUCUAUUGUUGGUGCUGCAAAAGCUUGACGGAUCCUUUGCCCUUGUUUAGCCCAAUUGUCUAAACAAGCCUCAUUUGCCCAAAAAACUCACUGGUCAAGGGCACCUUAGAGGGUGGGGGGGGGAGUUAUCUCUUGUAAAGGAUGGUUUUCACUAGCGACAGAGUCGGAGUCGGAGUCGGAGUUGGAGUCGUAAGUGGAGUCGUAAGAGCGCUUUUGACCUAGUGAAAAUCAAAAACCGGAAUCGUAAGCGGAGUCAUAAGCGCGACGGAAUCGGAGUCAGAAGAUUCAGGACGUUUCUGUUUUCUUACGACUCCUUCGCUUACGUUCCGCUUAUGUUCUAGUGAAAACAAGAUUGUUGGAGUCAGAAGCAGAGGCGGAAGGAUAAACCAAUCACAAUGCACGUUCCCACGCUUUGUGAUUGGUCUAGUUCUUCCGCUUCUGCUUGCGACACCGACGACCCAGUUUUCACUAGAUUGUGAAGUUCUACGCUUCUGACUACGACUCCGACUCCAUCGCUAGUGAAAACCAGCCUUUUUUGCCCGCCUUUGGCCUAAUCGUCCUAAUGCUUAAGACAAUACCCUCUCGCAAGACAAGAUUUAUUACUGAUUAUAAUUAUUUUUCCCAGCAUCUGCAAAUAACCCUUACACGUCACCGAAGACGUCAUCGUCAUUUUUUAACUCGAUGUCGGAGAUUGCUUCAUGCAGUUAUGAAGCCCGAGCUGCUGGUGUUCGCAAUGGAAUGUUCCUGGGUCCAGCUCGUAAACUGUGUCCCGACAUCCACUGCGUUCCUUAUCAGUUUGAGGACUAUCGGCAAGUAUCACAGAAGCUUUAUGACAUUUUGGUCUCGUACAGUCAUGAGAUUGAAGCUGUCAGCUGCGACGAGGCUUACAUCGAUGUAUCCGAGGCAUUAGAAGGUAUGAACCGGAAAUAUAUUGGUAAAUCGCUUUCUUAUGGUUGAUUCUUUACAUCUCCCUUUAUGUCCUUUAUAAUUGCGUUCGAGGUACGAGAACGCAACCCCUAAUUUGUGUAGGGUGUUUUGUGCGUUAUUGGGUGUCCUGUGCAAUUAAUAAGGGAGGUUUUUUUGAGAUUGCAUUUUCGUCGCCGACACACAUUUGCCUCGCUGUGAGGCGCUUGCCUACGUUUGCUUCACUUUGACGCGCUAACUCGUGUGGUGAUUUUUGUGUCCUCGGCGUUCAUCUUUUAAAGGUUUUCAGUCUGAGGUCUGAUAUUCUGUCUUCGUAAAGCGUUCAUCUUUUAAAAAGUUUGCUGAAUCUUCGUAAAGCGUACAUCGAUCUGUGUUUGCUGAAUCGUCCAAAGCGUUUAUCUUUCAGAAGUUUGCUGUUAAAUUUUAAUUUGGAUUAAGCCUUCAUACUUUUCAGCAUGGUUCGUCACUGUCUUUGGAAAAUGUCUGCGACUCCUGGUGCAUGCAUCAAACCGGGUUUACUUCGGCGGCCGUUGUGCCACAAAGUAAAUUUACCGAGUUGUGUAGCUCGGCGGCGCCGUUGGAUCGUGACUUGUGAUAUUUUCGGCACCGGACAAACGAACACUUUAACUCUAUGUUAUUUAUUAGGAAAAACUUAUAAACCAGCCCACAGUAGCGCCACUCUCGAGUCACUGAAAUCAACACGCUCGACCAAAUUACUGGAAAAGUUAUUGACGUGAGCCGCACACACAUUCCAUUGAAGGCUUUGACAGGUUUAGUGCGAAGUUUGAAUUCAGAUGUGAAAGCUUUUCAAACAGUAAAUUCAAUGUAAUUCAUUUUGUCAACAAGUUGAUGAUUGGAUGCUUGUUGUGUACUUUGGGUUGGUACAAACUGAAUCAGGCCACGUGCUUUACACAACUGCUUUAUUACAACUCAAUCAACUAUUUAAUAUGUACAAUGAUAUCUUGCUAUAAUCUGCGGUUAGGGUGUGGAUAACAAGAAUAACAAGAAUGAAUAACAAGAAUGCAGAACACUACAUUGCUCUUAAAAAUAACAGAGAAAAUUAUCCGAAGAAAUGUUUUGGAAGAAAGAAAAAGAAUCCCGGGUUAAGCACUAAUCGGCCUUUGAGCAACUGCGCCCUGCAACUCGCGCCAGUAAAACAAAAUGUUCUAUUUACACGCCCGACGUACUCUGGCCAAUGUCUCCUCCGAUUACAAGCACUUGACACCGAACCAUACGAUAUCUUUUCAAGACCUUCUUAUAAUGAUGCACAGUUUGAAUAGAGGUUUCGCUGUACGCAACCCUUACGUUUAAAAUAUGCCGUAAUCAUAUUUAUCUAUAUCGCAACCACCCUUCCCCCUCAACUUCUACCUCUACGCCUAACAAACAUAUCGAACGCACUCUCCUAAGCGCCGAGUACUCCUAGGUUGGUUGGUUGGAGGCUGCUUCAAGGGUGACGUGUUUCCGCUGACCAGUUGUUGGUUUUCAUUGAUCGCAGGCUCAGGUCCAUAAUGAAAAGGCCACUUAAUUGAUAAGUUGUUCACCUCGUCCGUUCGUUGUUUACAGGGAAAUCUCUCAGACCUCGGCCUUGAUGUAUUGACCGAGCGACCGUCCUCGGUCUGAGAUUUCCCCGUAAUGACCUCACUAUCCGUCAGUAAGUAGUAUGUAAAUCAAGGAAGCUUAUUCUGACAGCCUUUUGACCAAGCAAAGUAAAAGUAAUUUGCAAGUGGUGUCAAAUCAAUCAAGACAUUUUUUUCCUUCAGUUGGUUCAAUAUCAAAUGUUCUUGCCGGAUGUUCAUUAACAUACAUGACCAUCUCCAAAGACAAGAUAACAUAACUAAACGAAUUGAACCAAGGCUAAAUUUGAGACGAAACAUAUACUUUUGUUUUUUGAAUCACGUUUAAAGUGCUUUUUUAAAUUCAUGUGAAGGCUCGCUCAAUACUAUUUGCAAUGUCUGAAAAGGACAUACAUGUAUACAGAAUAUAGUCCGCGUUAAAGCACUAACAAAGCGGCAGCGAACAGACCAUCUGACCCAUUAAUUGGCCCUUAUCGGUUGCUUCAUUUUGUUAUUCAUAGAGGGUGAAACCCCUACUCAGCUUGCAGAGAAGAUUCGUGCGGAGAUCAAGGAAGCAACGCGCUGUACUGCAUCUGUUGGUAUUGGCUCCAAUGUUCUACUCGCUAGACUGUGCACCAGAGUAGCUAAACCUGACGGCUGCUAUCACCUUUCACAUGAAGUUGAUGUUAAUCAGUUUAUGGGUAAGUAAUGUAUCAGGUUUUAUAGGGAAGCCUACCUUGAUAAAUCCUACAGCAGAAAAUGUCUGUUACUUUGAAUGGAGGGACACUCCACUUUAAAGACCAGAUUAUUUAGCUUGCCUAGCUCGUGCGUUGUAUCGCACGUGACUGCGUAAUUCGACCGGUGCUUUUGUUGCCUUUGUUUAGGCUCAAAAGCCCGCGAUAUCUAUUGUUUUUUUUCUGAGAACACGCUUGAUAACACAGGGAGCCCAGACAAUGUGUGUGUAAUGCAACACAGGGAGCCCACACAAUGUGUGUGUGAUUUACUGUUUUCUUCACCUACAACGAUAUAUCCAUAAGUAUGUAUAUAAAUCAGUGUUAAAUAAGCGUUGAAUUGCCUUACCUGUGGUAAAUCGUCGUCCUUUUACCUCAAAAGCGGUUUUUUGAGCCACUUUUAAAGGAUUUUGAGUUUGCCGUUUACAGUUCCUAAUAAUAGAAGGACCUUCUUUUCUUAGGAACAGUAAACUGCGAACUAGCGAUAUAUCGUUAUAGGUGUAGCAAACGGUAAAUCCAGUAAAUUUACUAUAAAAUAAUAAUCGGUUACACACACAUUGUGUGGAGGCCCUGUGCUUGAGACAAUUAAGCAGGACCAAGUCAAACAAAAGAGCCUGUUAAAGUUUUUAAACAUAACCUCCGUGCAAAAACAACAACAACAACAACAACACGCAUUCAGUGUGCGUAAAAGCACGAAAGGCGUAUUUUCUAAAGCUAAAUUUUCUCUACAAAAACGAACCGUAAAAGAUUACAAAUGGCACCCUUUUCUGGGCUUAUGCGGGCGAGUGAACUCGGGUGCUCGUAUUAACAAUCGAGAAAGAAAAAGUUCUACCUCGUGGUGAUCGCAGCGAUUAUAUGGAAACAUAUCUCCAGCAAUAGUAGGCUCAUAGCGACAGCAAAACUACCAGAAAUUUGUAGGCAAGACUGUAGAAGCUUGGAGAUUUGGCUCAUAAUUUCUGUUGUGGACAUAUACUGAUUUUUUUCAGUUCUCCAUCAAUGCGUGUUCUCAUUGGUUACUUCAAGAUCACGCGACUUCUGGCAUUAAAACGUUUUCCUGCCAAAAUUCCCUGUGUACUGUUACACGCGAAUGUUGACCACUCGCAGAGAUUUACUUUAAUUCAUUUCUCCACCUUAAAGUUUUCUUUCAUUGGCUGUUUAACAAAUAGCUUUUUGACUGGUCUCGUGGGAGAGGGAGUGCCGGCUUCCCAAAAAUUCACAAAGCGCGUGAUCAACGCUGGAAGUCUUUCUCUAAUGCAUGUACUGGGGCUUGUUUCUUGAAUAUUUAUUGUGGGCGACAACAGGAGUCCGCAAUCCCAAUCUCCAGGUUGUUAUUACGCAUGCGUCGCACGUAUGUAUCCUGCUUUCUUUUGGACCUCUACUAAGAAUGAAUGGAAUGCACAGAGCGCAAUUUGAUCAUGCGCGUUUGGACGUUCUGUCACUUGUAAUCUGAUGACGUGUGUUUGGACCAUCUGUCACGUGAAACUUACGCAACGCACAGCUAUGGCGCAAAAGCGUUUUGAACUUCGAUCGUUGUUGCCCGCACUCCGUAACCUUUGGUUAUUACUAGAUUACAAGUACAUGCACUCGUUAAGAAUGACUUUAUUAGUGAACACAACCUAUAAACCAUUUUUGUGACCCCUUACGGCCUGAACGGAACUUGAAAUAGUACUGUCAAUUUUUACGUUGGUUCCUGUGUUUGCGAGAAAGCGAUUUAAGAACGUUGUUUUUGUAAUACAUUUACACUUACUUCGCUAGCAGUCUGUUGCUGUUAAAAUAAAUAAAAAAAAUACUAAAUUUCCAUUACUUACCCUUUGUUUUUUAUUUUUAUUUCUUUUAUUAUCAUGUUGCCAUUCAAGUUAAAUAUAUUCAUAAAAUUGAAAUACAAAGAUGAGGCAAGGGAGCCUAAGGAAGCCAAUAAGGCUUAUGAAAAGGACCACCUUUAAAAAUAUAUUACCUAAUUGAUAAAUAAAAUACUGGCAUCGGCAAGACAAUUUAACUAUAUACGCAAAUACAAUUUCUUUGCAACAUAGAAAAUAAUCAUUGAUUAGGAUUAAAAUAGUUAAGGCUAAAGGUGCAAGUGCAAAAACGAAAAAGAAAACUUGAGAAAAAUAAUGCAAGAAUGUAUGAGAAAAAAAGCCGAAAGAAGCGAAAAACUACCCACAAGCAUUAAGUGAAGUAAAGUGUGCUUAUACCAAGAAAAAUGACUUUAGUUUAGAAGUGAACACAGCAAUACUAGAGGCAUUUUGAAUUUCAGAGCCCUUGGCAGUAUUUAUAGCACUAAUUUUCGUGGGGCUGAGCAAACUCCUGAAGCAUAGAAUUUAUGUCAAACUUAAUCAGUUCAGGCCACAACCAGAUCUGGAUAUAUGAUGACGUCACGCACAUUUGCAAAAUGGCGCCUACGCCGAGAAACACGAGGGAAGGUCACUUCCUGGCUCUUUGCUGCGCCUAGAAGUGUCCUUUCUCCAUACUACUUUUAGAGCUGUGACUUUAGACAAUGAGAAAUCAGGGGUGUGAAGAAAAAAUGCCGUCCGAUGAGCGUUUGUGCGUUCUUUGGAGGUAAAACGACCGAACACGAGAGUUUUUCAGCUCAAAGAAAUGCCCGACAAGGAGCAAAACAUCGAAAAAAAGAAGGUGAGUGUCAUUUUUUGGACCUUUGGAAAAAAUUUUUUUUUGAAAUCUACAUAAAAUUUGCUUGUUGAUAGUGGUCUGUUUGGUGUAGUGCAAAGCAGUUUUACAUAGUGCUGUGCUUUUAACGAUGCAAAAGUCAGUUGCGCAGGUUUUGUAACGCCAUGUUUAUUUUACGUUAUUUUGCAGUCGGAUGGAAAAGCACCUUGGUUUGUUGGAAAGAAGAUGCCGUUUGUGUGGGAAAACUUUCUCUAAAGUCAAAAUUGUCCAGAUCUGCGACAAAACAGCGUUUCGAAGGGAACUUUUGAACUUCUUUCGCGUAGAUAUUGGGCUGGACUCCAGAGAAAUCCGUCCACAGAAAGUGUGUUCGGCUUGUAGGAGAGACGUUUAUCAUUUAAAUUCGGGUUAAGGGAGAAAGCAAGGAAUAAAACUGUUUGUGUGGAAGGAACACUCCUUAAACUGCUAUUGCCUGCAGAACCUCAAGGCAAGGGAAGGCCUUCAAAGAAGGAAUUAUGCAAGAGUGCAAACCAGUGCAAUUUUCGAUUACUGAAUUAAAAUGUCCAUGCUGACAAUAAGAGCAUUGGUCAUCCCUGGAUGACCCUUUCAUUUCAAUGAAAUAAAUGUACACAGAUUGAGGUACAUAAAAAAAUGCCUAUAUUUUCGAUUGCUCAUAUAAUUUUUUAAUUUAUUAUUUAUUUGUUACUUUACUUUGCCUUAGGCCUUUGCAAGGUGGAAAAUGUGAAGAAUGGCUGAAUAUACACUUAAAACAGGGCACCAAAUGAUCGAUCUUACCAAACUGUUCCAUAUUUCAUAAUUGCAGUCAAACUCCAUUGAUAUGGACACUGAAGGGGCCAUAGGAAGUGUCUAUAUAACAGAGGUGUCCAUAUCAAGCAGGUCCUGUUAUAAAAGUCAAAAAUACACUUUUUUAUCAAAAUACUACAGCAUCACACCUAACAUCUUUAAACAUCACUAAGUUCUUAUUCUGCAGACUGCGUCCAUGAAAACACACGAGAGUCUCUAGAAAAUCGAUAAAAAUUAUGUAACAUUUACCAACUCGAUUGAUGUCAAAAUGGUAGUGCACAAUUCAUUCGUUUUGGUGUACUAUGAUGCUGGGAACAUGGACAUGACGUUAAUUAAGUGAAAGGUUUUUUUACCCUACAAAAAAAGAGUUUGACUACAGCACACAAUGGACUAUAAAGUGUGCGGAUUAGCAAGGUUGACUUUAUAUGAGAAUCUGUUAAUUGAGGAAGAAAAAAACGUCCAUUAUCCACUUUAACAGGUCAGUCUGUAUUAAGUGGGUUGAAUAAAGAGAAAAAUUAAGGGUUUUCCCCAGUGACCAAGGAAACUUCCCAUAAUAACAGGGAGUCCACAUAUUCCAUCUGGGGCUCAAAUAUUUCUGUGUCCUCUUAUGGUAACUGUUGAUUUUUAUAUCUUGCACCCAGUAACCUACAUUGUAGUAAAUUAGUAUGCACUGACCUUCAGAGGUUGCUGAUUGUGACAAGAGCCAGACACAUGUAAAAUCUUGCAUUAAAAGUCGUGGUUACGGUGGCUAUUUCCAUGCUCACAAGACAUUCCUACACAGGCAAUGUUCUUUGUGUGAAGACAGAGUUAGCGUAUUGUUUCCGUAUGAUAUAGAGGAAAUUUAACAGAAGCAAAUCAAUACUUUGUCUUACAUGAGAUGGUUGUGGCCUGGGGGGUAGUCUGUAUUUCAAGUGAUGGGGAUGACUGAAUGUGGGCAAAAAUCAAAACCCAAGUGAAUCCCUAGUAGAAACCCAAAAAAUCCUUGGACCAAAAAUCAGCUCAUAAAUAAAUCCCAUGCCAAAUACUGUUAAAAUGGUAUACCGGUAUUAACCAGUUUUAUGAAACAGAUACAAUGUAAUGCUUUAAAUACAUCCCCAUGAUGCCAUCUCUUCAAAUCUGGUGUAUCCCCCCUAGGUUUAUGGCAUGUUUAAAUUGCAUUUUGCUCAUUUUCAUUAGAAACUGUAAUCUUUGUCAACCUGUAAAUUAUUUUAAUUCUUGACUUCAUCAAAUAUUGUAAGAAUUUAGCCAGUCAUAUGCAAGGGAAACAAAUAAGUCAAUUCAUUUGAUUGAUGGAAAAAUUUGCAUUUGCUAUUGACACGUUUCAAUAAGUGCAAUUCUGUAAUGAAAAUUAUACAGUGUUCAUUAUUUUGUAAUUUAACACAAGCUAGAGUAGAUUUUCUAAUCUUUGGCCUUUUUUGCAGAGAUGUUCCUAAGAUAUUUGACAAGGUUGUUAUUUACAUUAAUGGAUAUACAGGUGAUCAACUUAACAUGAUUUAAGCCUUUUGUUUGUUAGGUUUUCUUAAUGUACAUGGGACCACGUUUACUGUGGGUAUUCUCUAGCGUGAUAUUUCACAGUUACCCAUACAUGCAGGUCACAGAUAUGUAAAAAAGGUUACUUAAAUAUGUUACAUAUAAUUAUGUUCUCAUGAAGGCUUGUAGAUUUGCUACAUGUAUGUUUGCAUACAUGUUCCCCUAUGUAAAUAUAUGUCCAUAUAUGUGCAGCAAUGAAAGAUAACUCGAACUGUUUCCUUUCAGAGUUUGAGUUACCGGGGUUCUACUGUAUUAGUUUUGGAAUACAUCCCUGUAGUUUGGCUAAUAACCAUGCAUAUUUAAUUAUUCAUUUGCAGUGCCACCAGCUGAUGAACUUCGUCGCCUAUUGUACUUGCAUGGAGGGCGUUGCCAACAGUAUUACACCAAACGUUCUGUUACACACAUUAUUGCCACCAAUCUACCAAACAGCAAAAUUUCAGAGCUCAGGUAAUCUACCGGUACAUUGUACAUGUACAUUGACUUUUGGGCCUGGUAACAUGGCUCAGAGGGCUGAUUAGCAAGGAUGUAAAGGAAUAAUGAUCGAAUUAAUAAAUUUGAAAACAGUUUCUACCUCAAUAAGCUUUUGCUUUGUAAAAGCCAUAGUAAUUUUUAUUCAUAAUUCUAACUACAAUCUUGGACAGAAAAAUAUGGAACAGCAAUCCCCCGUCCCCCCAAAAUCAGGGAUAAAGCCGCGCAAAGCCAAAACGCGCCAUUUUCCCAUCCUUGAUUUGGGGGGUGGGGGGGAGGGGUACAAAUUUUCCAUCUAUUUUGUCCAAGAUUGUAGCAAGACUUGUCUUGCGGAACCUUACCUGUACCAGUACCAGUCCUUUUUGUAAGCAUUUUUUUCCUGUUUUCUUUGCAGGGAUGAACUUGUAGUACAUCCGUCAUGGAUUUUAGACAGCAUCAAAGCUCGUGUUCUGCUCCCUGCUACACAGUACCUUCUUUAUCAGUCAAGAAAAGCUGCACAGAAAGUUCUAAAUUUCGCUUCUAAUUCCAAAUCAACUUCUACAUGUACAAUAACUAAACCUUCCCCAAUGGGAGUCCCCUCAGUAACAACGUCACCUAGUUUGGGAUUGCCCUUAGGGGAUAUAUCUUCUGUACAUUUGUCAUCAAUACCUCCCCCCACGGGAGAACCGUCAAUGGAAUCGCGUGAUGAAGUCAGUGCAGACAUUGAAGACUGUGAAACAGAAAAAAAUGUGAGAGAUCGAGAUGAGACAGGAAGAAAUAAAGACUUAGUCAGUACCACAAAUAAUAUGCCACAUGAGAAGGCUGUAAAAGCCAAUAAAGAUGAAAAUACUGGACACAUUGGAGGAGAUUUAAACCUUGAAGCACCAAGUCUUACUUUACAAGAAAUUACCAGUGUAGAUGGAAAGACAGCAACGAAGGCUUCUGACAGUGCAGUAUUCAAAAAGCCAAGCACAAGUGGCUUGCCCCGAGCUGGCGAUGCAAACUUUGUGUCAGAAUUCUACAACAAUUCCAGAUUGCAUUAUUUAUCAACCUGGGGAGCAGAAUUCAAGAAGUACACAAGUGAAAUCAUCAAAUCUUCCGCAGGCAAUGGUUGGAAGGGUAGAGGAGCAGGUCGGGUUGGACCUCAUGGCCGGGUGAUUAUGCAUAUAGAUAUGGACUCAUUCUUCGUUUCUGUGACAUUGCGUGAUCAACCACAUCUCAGGGGAAAGCCGAUUGCUGUGUGUCACGCAGGGAAAGGCAAUUCAACUGACCAAGGUGGGUGUAGAGUAUUAUCUAAUGAAAAGAGUCCCCCACCCCCCUAGGGUUUGGGAUUGAAAUGUUACAUUUGGUGAACCUUACAUUAGACUAAACCUAAACCACUCCCCUGGCCACCACAGGCAGACCACCCUCUGUUUGUGUGGCCGUUAUUGCAAUCUGAGCAACGGUCUGUUAUGCUCAAUAGAAAAAAUACAGAUGGACAUUAUGGCGGAUUCAGUGCACUCCAAAGUACAGAUUUAAAUCUAAAUGUUCUUGAAAGCAAAGGUCAAGUAAAAUGCUAACUUAGUCAUCUGUCAUGUUUUUUCACCGUCACGAGCUGUUUAAAGCAUUAUUUUGUGAGAUGAUUAAUUAUUUGACCCGUAGCUUAGAGUGGUUUGCCUGUGCGGCCACUCUCUUUCACGGAGUUACGAGGGUCGUGUUUUAUACUUUUUCCAACUGUUCGCAACCACUACAACAAUAAGAUAAAUCCCCUAAGAAUAAUUAUUUAUUACUGCUAUCACUAUACUUCUCCGUCACACAGUGUCCCCCAGCUGUGUGUUGCUGAUAAAUUCUACUUCAUGAAGAGUAAAACGAAUGUCUUGUCUAUUGUUGGUGCUGCAAAAGCUUGACGGAUCCUUUGCCCUUGUUUAGCCCAAUUGUCUAAACAAGCCUCAUUUGCCCAAAAAACUCACUGGUCAAGGGCACCUUAGAGGGUGGGGGGGGGAGUUAUCUCUUGUAAAGGAUGGUUUUCACUAGCGACAGAGUCGGAGUCGGAGUCGGAGUUGGAGUCGUAAGUGGAGUCGUAAGAGCGCUUUUGACCUAGUGAAAAUCAAAAACCGGAAUCGUAAGCGGAGUCAUAAGCGCGACGGAAUCGGAGUCAGAAGAUUCAGGACGUUUCUGUUUUCUUACGACUCCUUCGCUUACGUUCCGCUUAUGUUCUAGUGAAAACAAGAUUGUUGGAGUCAGAAGCAGAGGCGGAAGGAUAAACCAAUCACAAUGCACGUUCCCACGCUUUGUGAUUGGUCUAGUUCUUCCGCUUCUGCUUGCGACACCGACGACCCAGUUUUCACUAGAUUGUGAAGUUCUACGCUUCUGACUACGACUCCGACUCCAUCGCUAGUGAAAACCAGCCUUUUUUGCCCGCCUUUGGCCUAAUCGUCCUAAUGCUUAAGACAAUACCCUCUCGCAAGACAAGAUUUAUUACUGAUUAUAAUUAUUUUUCCCAGCAUCUGCAAAUAACCCUUACACGUCACCGAAGACGUCAUCGUCAUUUUUUAACUCGAUGUCGGAGAUUGCUUCAUGCAGUUAUGAAGCCCGAGCUGCUGGUGUUCGCAAUGGAAUGUUCCUGGGUCCAGCUCGUAAACUGUGUCCCGACAUCCACUGCGUUCCUUAUCAGUUUGAGGACUAUCGGCAAGUAUCACAGAAGCUUUAUGACAUUUUGGUCUCGUACAGUCAUGAGAUUGAAGCUGUCAGCUGCGACGAGGCUUACAUCGAUGUAUCCGAGGCAUUAGAAGGUAUGAACCGGAAAUACAUUGGUAAAUCGCUUUCUUAUGGUUGAUUCUUUACAUCUCCCCUUAUGUCCUUUAUAAUUGCGUUCGAGGUACGAGAACGCAACCCCUAAUUUGUGUAGGGUGUCUUGUGCAUUAUUGGGUGUCUUGUGCAAGUAAUAAGGGAGGUUUUUUUGAGAUUGCAUUUUCGUCGUCGACACACAUUUGCCUCGCUGUGAGGCGCUUGCCUACGUUUUGCCUCACUUUGACGCGCUAACUCGUGUGGUGAUUUUUGUGUCCUCGGCGUUAAUCUUUCAGAGGUUUUCAGUCUGAGGUCUGAUAUUCUGUCUUCGUAAAGCGUUCAUCUUCUAAAAAGUUUGCUGAAUCUUCGUAAAGCGUACAUCGAUCUGUGUUUGCUGAAUCGUCCAAAGCGUUCAUCUUUCAGAAGUUUGCUGUUAAAUUUUAAUUUGGAUUAAGCCUUCAUAUUUUUCAGCAUGGUUCGUCACUGUCUUUGGAAAAUGUCUGCGACUCCUGGUGCAUGCAUCAAACCGGGUUUAGUUCGGCGGCCGUUGUGCCACAAAGUAAAUUUACCGAGUUGUGUAGCUCGGCGGCGCCAUUGGAUCAUGACUUGUGAUAUUUUCGGCACCGGACAACUAACUCUAUGUUACUUAUUAGGAAAAACUUACAAACCAGCCCACAGUAGCGCCACUCUCGAGUCACUGAAAUCAACACGCUCGACCAAAUUACUGGAAAAGUUAUUGACGUGAGCCGCACACACUUUCCAUUGAAGGCUUUCACAAGGUUAGUGCGAAGUUUGAAUUCAGAUGUGAAAGCUUUUCAAACAGUAAAUUCAAUUUAGUUCAUUUUGUCAACAAGUUGAUGAUUGGAUGCUCUUAAAAAUAACAAAGAAAAUUAUCCGAAGAAAUAUUUUGGAACUUGAAAGAAAAAGAAUCCCGGGUUAAGCACUAAUCGACCUUUGAGCAACUACGCCCUGUAACUCGCGCCAGUAAAACAAAAUGUUCUACUUACACGCCCGACGCACUCUGGCCAAUGUCUCCUCCGAUUACAAACACUUGACACCGAACCAUACGAUGUCUUUUCAAAACCUUCUUAUAAUGAUGCACAGUUUAAAUAGAGGUUUCGCUGUACGCAACCCUUACGUUCAAAACUUGAUAUGCCAUAAUCAUAUUUAUCUAUAUCGCAACCACCCUUCCCCCUCAACUACUACCUCUACGCCUAACAAACAUAUCGAACGGACUCUCCUAAGCUCCGAUUACUCCUAGUAUUAAUAUCAGUGGCAUAGGUUGGUUGGCUGGAGGCUCCUUCAAGGGUGACGUGUUUCCGCUGACCAGUUGUUGGUUUUCAUUGAUCGCAGGCUCAGGUCCAUAAUGAAAAGGCCACUUAAUAGAUAACUUGUUCUUUUCGUCCGUUCGGUCUUUACAGGGAAAUCUCUCAGACCUCGGCCUUGAUGUAUUGACCGAGCGACCGUCCUCGGUCUGAGAUUUCCCCAUAAUGACCUAUUCCAUAAUGACCUCACUAUCGGUUAACAAGUAGUAUGUAAAUCGAGGAAAGUUAUUCUGACAGCCUUUUGACCUAGCAAAGUAAAAGUAAUUUGCAAGUGCUGUGAAAUCAAUCAAGACAUUUUUUUUCCUUCAGUUGGUUCAAUAUCAAUGUACUUGUCGGAUGUUGAUUAACAUACAUGACCAUCUCCAAAGACAAGAUAACAUAAUGAAACAAAUUGAACCAAGGCUAAAUUUGAGACGCAACAUAUAUUUUUGUUUUUUGAAUCAUGUUUAAAGUGCUUUUUUAAAUUCAUGUGAAGGCUCGCUUAAUACUAGACGAAAUGUCUGAAAAGGACAUACAUGUAUACAGAAUAUAGUCCGCGUUAAAGCACUAACAAACCGGCAGCGAACAGACCAUCUGACCUGUGAAAUGGUCCUUAUCAUUUGCUUCAUUUUGUUAUUCAUAGAGGGUGAAACCCCUACUCAGCUUGCAGAGAAGAUUCGCGCGGAGAUCAAGGAAGCAACGCGCUGUACUGCAUCUGUUGGUAUUGGCUCUAAUGUUCUACUUGCUAGACUGUGCACCAGAGUAGCUAAACCUGACGGCUGUUACCACCUUUCACAUGAAGAUGAUGUUAAUCAGUUUAUGGGUAAGUAAUGUAUUAGGUUUUAUAUGGAAGCCUACGUUGAUAAAUUCUACAGCAGAAAAUAUCUGUUACUCUGAAUGGAGGAUCACUCCACUUUAAAGACCAGAUUAUUUAGCUUGCCUAGCUCGCGCGUUUUAUCGUGUAUGACUGUGUAAUUCGACCGGUGCUUUUGUUCCGGCGAUAUCUUUUUAUUUUCAGAGGACACGCUUGAGACAAUUGAGCGUGAGCUAGUCGAACAAAAGAGCCUUUUAAAGUUUUUAAACAAAAGCCCCGUGUGAAAAAGUACAACAUACUUUCAGUGUGCGUAAAAGCACGCAAGUUGUGUUAUCUAAAGCUAAAUUUCCUCUACAAAAACGAACCGUAAAAGAUUAUGAACGGCACACUUACUCGAAAGCGGGCGAGUGAACUCGGGUGCUCGUAACAAUCGAGAAGGAAAGAGUUCUACCUCGUGGUGAUCUCAGCCAUUAUAUGGAAACCAAUCUCCAGCGAUCGUAUUGCAUUUGCACCUAAUUUGCUAGCAUUCUAUUGUUGUUAAAAUAGAUAAAUAAAUAAUAAAUUUCUGGUAUUUGCCCUCUGUUUUUUAUUUUUAUUUAUUUUAUUAUCAUUUUGCCAUUAAAGUUAAAUAAAUACAUGAAAUUGAAAUAAAAAGAUGAGGCAAGGGAGCCUAAGGAAGCCAAUAACACCUAAUAAAUAAACAUAAAAUAAUCUGUAAAUAAAAUAAUUAAAACUAAUUAAUAAAUAAAAUACUGGCAUCGGCAAGACAAUUUAACUAUAUAAGCAAAUACAAUUUCUUUACUACCUAGAAAAUAAUCGUUAAAUAGGAUAAAAAUAGAUUAGGCUGAACGUGCAAGUGUACAAACGUAAAAGAAAAAGUGAGAAAAAUAAUGCAACAAUGUACGAGAAAAAAAGUGAAAGAAGCGAAAAACUACACACAAGCAUGUAGCUAGAGAAGUAAAGUUUGCUUAUACCAAGAAAAAGACUUUAGUUUAGAAGUGAACACAGCAAUACUAAAGGCAUUUCGAAUUUCAGAGCCCUUGGCAGUAUUUAUAGCACUUAUUCUAGUGGGGCUGAGCAAACUCCUGAAGCAAAGAAUUUAUGUCAUACUUAAUGAGGCUAAGAAUCCCAACUGGCUGAAGGCAAACCAGUUGACUAUUUUCCAGCUUGGUUUGCGGAUUUGAACUUAGGACUACCGACAAGACGUCCAGCUAGCGGUUAGGGUGGGACGUUUUAACCCCUAGGUCACGCUGCCUCCAUAAAGUUCAAAGAGACCUUUGCUUGUUGAGAAGCAACGUUCCAGUAGCGGACUUCUGAUUCACCGCAGUUCGUUUGUGGAAACCAAGAGGUAUAGAUUCUGGUGACAUUACAUCCAUUCACCGAUUAAGAAGUGAGAAGUAACAAGGUAACUGGAGCCGAAAUGCGUCUCGCAAUUGCUUCUGGGAUGGCUACUGUCCCUAGUAACAAUCCCAGAAGUCUUUGCGAAAGUUAUCUCGACCCAGGUUCUCUUUCGUCUAUAGCCCUUGUUGUUCUCAUCAGAUUUUUUCUCUCUUUUUUUCUUUUUCCAGCUUCCCAGAAGGUUGAUGAUCUGCCAGGAGUCGGUUGGAGCCUGGGACAGAAACUUCAAACUCUGGGAGCAGAGACGUGUGCAGACUUACAGAAAUUUAGCUGCCAAGCGCUUCAGAAGGAGUUUGGUCCCAAGACUGGUCUCCUCUUGUAUCAGUAUUGCCGAGGCAUAGACGAUAGAAAUCUUAAAACUGAGCGAGAAAGGAGAUCUGUAUCUGCUGAGAUCAACUAUGGUAUCCGCUUUACAAAGGUAAGGAAGGAUUUUGUGUAGUCUUGGGGCGUUUUCCAUUUGCCACCAAAAAAAUUCCGGAGAAUUCGAUGGAAAUGUCUAUCGAGCGAAAAUCUUGUUUCAUUUGACACGAGUUCCAUUCGUUUGCUUCUCUCCUGAAAAUUCAAAAUGGCGGCACGAAUGUAGUCGUCAAUAGCGUGAACUGUGAGAACUCCUGAAAGGAACAGGCGUUUCCUCCACCUAUUCCAGAGAAUUUUCUUCUGGAACAACCCAAAGAAAUGUGUGUUCCGUUUGCAUCUCAACUGGAAGGUCCGAAAUCUCUUUGUAAGUGAAAAGUGCCCGUAAUAUCAUUUGUAACAGUGUUUACGAGACGUCAACUUUCAUCAUGGGGAUUGAAGAAAUUACUCUUCAACGGUGCUGCCUCCUAAAAUUAGGUGUUGCUUGCAUGUGCAGUUUGAUGAGAUGUUUUUGUGAAGUAUAUCUACUCACAGUUCAGUAGAAUGAAAAACAAAAAUGGCUAAGGGAAGUGGAGAAGGUAAAGGGAGGAAACGCUUCUGCUUGUGCCCUCCGUGCUCUCCCCAGUUCCCCUCGCGAGUUUUCGCUCUGUCCUCUAUGUUGUGUUGCCCUCCAGUCCCACAAAAAUAUAUGGAUACCCCUUGAAAUAGCCUAACAAUAUGGCUGUUUGAAAUCUCGUCUCAUUACGUUUUUCGGGUUCCAACUAAAUACAGUGCGUGGUGAGAUGCUAGCGGAGUUUUGACCAGAAAACAUCCUAGAUGCCUUUAAUGGAAGACAAACCAACGAGCGAAUCGCCCCUGAUCGUUUCAUUUCCUGUUCUAUUUUAGGAGAGUGAAGCGACUCAGUUUAUCAAUGAACUGGCCGACGAGGUACAAAAGAGACUAAAGGCACUUGAUUUGAAAGGAAGGUGCAUCACUUUAAAGGUAAAAGGAUCCACGUUUUACCUUGUACAUGUCUGUCUGUCUGUGUUUCCAAAUGAAAUCCUAUUUAAGCAAUAGACCACACGCUUUUCGAGUGUUCUCUUAACAUCCCAAGUGGGUUAUCACGCCGGUAAACCCAUAGAAAGUGUGGUCUAUUGCUUUUAUAAAAUAACUUUAAGUAAAACUAUGAGUUUACCGGAGCAAUAAACCAUAGGCUUUUAACCAAUCAGAAGGCGCGUACUAUCUUAGUUAUUUUAUAAAGUUAUAUAGUUUACAGAUAUAUCGCAUACUUUCUAUAUUACUAUGGAAUAUUUAAGUGGAGAAAACUGAGAUCAAGACGAGAACCUGAUUAGUUGGUAAGGGAACUGUUUCCCCGCCCUUUCUUCCAAACUCCAGGGCCGAGUUGUUCAAAGAUGGGUUAAGAUAACCCAGGGUUAGUGCGAAAUUAAAACUCAGAAAUGAAAGCUAUAAAAGUAAAUUUAGUCCCUGUCUAAUUCUAUUCGUUAACAAUUGGAUGAUUGGAUGCUCUAAAGAGAAUGGAAAAAAUUGUCCGAAAAAUUCUUUUGAAAAAAGAAAAAAAAAACCUAGAUUUAAAUUUAACCCCGGGUUAGUGCUAAUCGGCUUUCGAUCAACUGGCCCCAGUUGUUCUAAAGGUGGAUAGGUCUAUUCAUUGGAUAAAUAUCUAUCCAGUGGAUAACGCAAUUGGUUUCCUUAACACUUAUCCACUAAAUAAAAGUGAUUUAACUGGUGGAUAGCACUACCUACUUUUGAACAAUUUUUAUUUGCUGCGGUUCUAAGAAUAGAAGCAAAUAAUUGUUUUCACGGUUUCAACUUAUUGACAGCUGUCACGGAGACUCAGGUAAAAAGGGCCGGGAUUUUACUGAGGUGAAUCAUUUCAAGCUGACAUCGCUGCUUGAUUAAUUCGUUUUUUAUGCUUUUUCUUUUUUGUGUACUUUAAAUUGAUUGUAGUUCACGUACUCAUUUGAUCCAGUGCAGUAGUCCGUUUUCCUAUUUAACCCUUUCACUGCCAAAUGUGGUCAAAGGCAAAUUUCGACCAAUUUCCAAAUUUCAUUUUCUAGAAUUCUGACAAACAACUAGAAUCAUGUGACAGUACAGGCAGAGAGCUUUCAUUUGAAUGGUCACAUCAUAGGAUUUGGUCUGCAGACUCAAAAGUUAGAGUCACCUUUCAAAACUCCAUCAAGUACUCUGGCAGUGAAAAUUUGUUCGCCGUUCCAACAAUAGGGAAUAGGGAAAACGUAAGGGCUAGUACAACACCUAUGCUCAAAGCCAGUGUUCUAUGUUCUCACCUGUUCAAUGGCAUCACAUGAACGUGUUUCCGCCCUUAACGCCUGUCUCAUGUCUCACCCUUACUGUACUUAAAAGCAGUUUAGGCUUGGUUUCCAGAUAAUGGUCCUGGAUCUCGUCUAUACCUGGGGCGAUUUGGACAUAUCGAAUGACUAUAUGGACACAACCCUGUAUAUAUGUACACCUUGGUUCUAUCCAAGCAAUUGCGAGCACCCUAAUCGUUCAUGCUGUGCGUAGACUACGUGCGGUCGCCCUUCUUUGCUCAGUGUGACAUCAAAAGAAAAAUUAAAAACAAGAGACUGCUCGCUUUUUGUGUCUUCCGGUGUGGCAUCAGAAGUGUUUCAAACGUCGCUUGGAAACAGAUAAAUAGUGUUUCCUAUUUUUUUUCCCUGUCUUUCCUUUUCUUGUCCUUCUCAACCCUUUUUGGUUGGAGGUUUAUUUGUCCUUUGGCGUCUUUACAUAGAUCAAACGCCAAGAAACUCAUGAAUAGCGAAAUCGCUCUAUUGCGGUUGCCCUAACCGUUUGCUUUUUUCUGGUACAGAUGAAAGUGCGGAAAGCAGGAGCGCCAACCCCGCGAAAGUUUAUGGGUCACGGAAUCUGUGAUAACAUAGCUCGCUCCUGCACGUUACCGUCCGUCACGGAUGAUUCACAAGUUGUAGCGAAGCAGUGUCACGCUCUCCUCAAGCAAUUGAAUGUCGCUCCAGAAGAUAUACGAGGCAUGGGGAUACAAGUCAGCAAGUUGGAUGAGAAGAAUGCCUCUUCUGGUGCGAAAAAUGUGAGAUCUUUGUUUGAUUUUAUGAAACCAAAAGCGAACACUAACGAAGGCGCCGCGAAAGUUGUUGCCUCAGAAAGAGAAGAUGGAAUCUCUGAAGAAGUCCGCGCGCCUGUUGAAGGAAGACGUCCUGAAAAUGAACAGAGCAAACUUCCACCGCUACCAAGAUUCUCUCCCCAGAAAACUCAGCAGACACGUGAUUGCUCGUCCGAGAAAAGACUUGGUGACCUGGGGGAGAGUCUAUAUUUGCCAUCGCCGUCCCAGAUUGAUCCUUCUGUGUUUGAAGCUUUACCUGAGGAUAUUCGAAGAAGUAUUGAAAAAUCUUACGCUGCUAGAAAUCAGAGGAUUUCACUUCCUCGGGCUGAAAGACAAGAGGUUAGUAAAGGAUAUUCUCCCUAUAGUAAUAAUCAUCAUAAUCUUUAUCAACAUCGUCAUCCUCCUCCUCAUCCCUAUGAUGAUGAUGAUGAUGAUGAUGAUGAUGAUGAUGAUGAUGAUGAUGAUGAUGAGAGUGUUCCCCUGGUAAAUUUUAUAUCGUUAGUUAUUUCAUCGUUAUCGAUAUGUGUGGAAUGUAGACAGAAUUAGUAUCUAUGUUAGAGAAGCAUUUGAUACUGUCUUUUUGUUGUUGUCUGUUUGCUUUUUCUUGAAGUCAAGACAGCGACUUUGAUUUUCAGCUGUAAGAAGAGUAACUUCGUUACAGGGAAAGCUUUUCUGUUCCUGAGUGAGAGUUCAGGCACCUCUCUAUAUGUGUGUCUGUAAUGCUGGUGGUGGUGGUGGUGGUCGUGGUGUUGGAGGGGAAGGGGAGUGGAGCACCAUUUGACAAUCUAACGGAAAAUAGUGAACUGUAAGCAGUUUAGUGACUUGUGGUUUGAUGCAGAGGUUUUUUGCGUUACAGGAAGAAGCAUUUGAACCUCAGCAGCCUCCGCAACAAAAAACCACCAAAAGCAAACAAAGUAAGGCAGCGGCCAGACCUACUCGAACUCUAUUUCAAGCAAGCACUUCAUCGGAAGCAGCUCCUAGUACAUCAGAUCUUCUACCAUCACCGUCCCAAAUCGACCCAGAAUUCCUGGCGGCCCUUCCAGAUGACGUCAGAGAAGAACUUGAGCAGGCCUAUAAACUAAAGGAUUCAAAUAUUACAGGCAAUCGUGCCCAGGCUGAAGCUUCGAGUGCCCCGGUUUUGCCCAUGGAGAGAGGCCUGGGAAGUGAUAAAGGGGCUCUCCAGUCAGGUGCUAUUCAAAAAGAAGAACCUGAAAAAGGCAACCGUCCUCCAUCAAAACAGAAACAGGUAAAUUUAAUCUGUUAUCAUAAGGACCACUGGGCACUAGGCCGACGUCAAAUACAGUCAAAUCGCGUCAAUACGUCUCCGAGGGGGCCAUAGUAAGUGUCGGUAUGAAGCGGGUUGAAUUUAGAGAAAAUGUAAGGAGUUUCUUUCCCCAGGGACAAAGCAAACUGGCUGUAAUAAUGAGGUGUCCGUAUAAAGUGGGUGUCCGUAAAGCGGGAUUUGAUUGUACAGUUGUAAGUGACAGUCACCGUUGCCUCUCUUGUUUCGUGAAUGGGCGAUACCAAAACACCUCGUAGAUAAUGUUAAAAAUAAGGUGAAAUAGAAAGGAUUCUCUAGACAGUCUCAGAAAGAUCAGAGAUGAAUCCAUGUCAAAAGGUCAGGAAAGUGCUUCAGGUUCCCUUAUUGUAGAUGUAUCAGUUAUACAAAACACCUGCACCUACACCUAUCCCGUAGUCAUGGUGACCGUUGGGGAGUCACGGACCUAGCAGCCUUUUCCCUCCAUUUGACUUUGUUUUCAGAUUCUCUUAGGGCGUCGCAAAACCUCAAUCCUGUCCACUCAGAGAUGUUAUUCUCCCAGCGCAUCUUUUGUCGGCCUCUUCUUCUCCCUCCCUUCUUUUUUCCUUGUAAAAUUGUCUUGGCAAGCCCUGCUGGUCUUGAUACAUGCUCAAACCAUUUUAACUUGCGUUUCUUUACUGUGGUUUGUAAUUUGUAGCAAAUGAGCUUGCUAUUAUUUUAGUGUGGCUUUAGUUCUACAUCUAAAUUUAUAAUUAUAUUGACAGUCAAGGUGUCCUAGAAAUGGUACCGACUGUUCGCGAAAGGGAACUUGCUUCGCCGUGGUGGGCAAGAAACAACCUCGUUCAAAUAUUUUCCCUCUGUUUCGUUUUUUCACUUAGCUGUUACAAACAUUUCUUGUCAUCAGGCGAGUUUAGGAGAAGCCAUUACACUUCCAGAAGUAAAGCAGGUCAUCAGACAAUGGACUGAAGCUUAUGAAGGUAGGAAUUGUUAGGUCUGGAAGUGUUUUAAGGGACUGACUGACAAGCAGCAAACAGUUGGCCACAUAGUCAAGAACACGCAUUAAGGCUCGCCAUCUUGUUUUUACCCUCUCAUUUCACUCCUACAAUCCCGGAUGUACAAGAUAGUGCCUAGUACACCACACACGAUUUUAACUCGUGACGAAGUUUUCCCUUUACUUGCUAAGUACUUUUUAUUUUGUCUACAAAAAAAUAUGUAGUUUUAUGCCAGGUUCAUCCACAUAAAGUAUUUUGGACAGGUUUUGUUUGCACCUCUCCUGAAUUGAGAAAUUUUCAACUUGAAUCUCGCAUUUGCCGUUUGCCGUAAACGUGAUUCUAAAAAUCUCUAUUUUCUUAACAAGGCACAAGCACUUCCUUCGAGAAGUGUGUUAGUUACGUCAGUACGCUCAGUCACACUGGAAAGUAGAAGUUAAAAGGUUUUAAAAUUCCUAUUUGUUGACAAACCUUGAGUAGCAGUACAAACAAACCAAAUGUAGUUGGCAAGUUUCCAGGUUCAAUACGCUUCUAUGUAAAGCGAUCAAUACUGAGAACACUUGUGCUCCGUUUCGUUCAGUUGCGUCUCGUUGCAAUCGGCGAAAAGCUGGUCCCUGUUGCUGGUAAUGAAGAUGAACACAAGUAAAAGUAAAUCGACUCAAACUUGUACAAUUCCUGCCCUAAAGACGUCGCAAGUUCAGAACUGUUUCUCGAAUAUCUUAUACCGCAUUACAGUGUUCUUUGGAUGAGCUUCACAUUAAAGGCCUGAGAAAACAGCCCGUAUCUUGCGACGCCAUCACUGAUUUCCCUGCGAAAUGACGCCUGAGGAACAACUGUAAAAAUUCCAAACUGAUGACGCGUCCUUACUGAGAUCUGGGUACUGCCUCUCUCUGAUUAGUUAAUGUCAAUUUCCCACGCAACUCUUCAAUCAGAAGCACAACCAGGGAAUCGGAAAUGUUGAGAACACCACUCUUCCGCACUGCUAGUGGCCAGAGGUCCUUCGAACAUAGAGCAACGUUUUUUGAUAUAACUUCUAACCAGAACUCAAGCUAAGCGAAUCAGUUCAAAAUUUUAAGCGUCAACUUAGACGACUUCUUCUGGAGGCCUCCUUUAGUUAGUUAAUUAUUUUUCGUGUUUUUAGCUUUCUGUGUUCCAAAUGUUUAUUGUAACAUUGACUCUGAAAAGCCCUGUGGGGACGAGCCCAUAAAAUACGUAUGUAUGUAACCCAGAUCUGAUCAGUAUGGAACUUCGACGUUCGUUCCUCAGACGUUGAUAGCCCACGUUCGUCAUAUUAAAAUUCUGACAUGAUUCUGAGGCUUUCAGGUCAAUUUUCUAUAUUUGGUUUGGUUUUCUUUGGGCUCAAGUCUCUUUUGGGAAUUGCGAGACAAUGGAGUCAUGAAAAAUUUACAAUUUUGUCCCUAAAGCCUCGGAGUCGCGUUAGAAUUGUAAUAUAUCGAACGUGUGCUAUUCACAAGGUAACCAAUGGUGGCGUCACGAAAUGUCGGCAGUUUUCUUAGACUACACAGUAACGUCCUUAGAGGUAUAAUUCGGCCCUUUUGGGUGAAUAUGAAAUUGGCUUAGUGUUUUUUUUUAUGAUCUUUGCCGUGAUUGUAUAUCGGCAGCUCCUUUGGAAGAAGACGUGGAAGUGUUAAGUGCUUACCUUAUACAGCUUGUUGGAACACAAAACUUAGAGCAGCUUUGGAAAGUCUUGAAGUUUCUUGACAGGUAUGCUACGAAUUUUUGCUGUUGUUUUAACUAUAAAAUUGGAAAUGUCGUGUUGAUAAGGAGUGAAAUACGGGCAUACAAGGUUUACAGGGAUACGGGCAUACAGGGCACACAGGCAUACGGGCACACAGUGCUUACGGGGCGUGGUCGAGUGUUAUGGGAUAUACAGCGAGGGUUAGAAAUAAAAUGAGAGAAAGGGGAAUGUAGGGGAAAUUAUUUGUUGAAUCCACCAAUAGACUGUAAAACGGCCCGUAUUUUUGCUUAAUGGAGAACGCAAGAACAGUCAAAUAAAAAGUCUGGAGCGAGAGUGAGGCUGGCGCGCCUUGCGCGCCUGAGACUUAAACGCUGUCGGCGUUUCGCGCCUUUAAAGAACGUUUGUAGAAAACAAAAAAAAAGCAUUGUUUUUGGAGUCUAAUCCACGACCAAGGUGGAACUUAAACCGUGGAUCAAAACGAAAACUGCGAUGUGCAAACGGGUAUAAGAUGUCCGAUUCUUCUCACCUUUUGAAAGCACUCCCUACCUUCUCCACCCUAAUAUUUAAAUUGUCGCCAGUAAUAAUGGUAGUUUCAUGGUGUUGCGGAAGGGUGCAAUCACCAAAUGACGCCAUACAAAAGAUUUAAAAAAAACAAUUCAAUGAUAAUAACUACACAAUAACACAAGAUUGAACCAACAAUGGCUUCCUCAACACCAAGAAACAUCCCCUGUAAUACGGAGAACAUUCUCCUGACUGGGGUAGGGAGAGGCCCUGUAAGGGAAAGGUCUUACCAAAAGUCGAGCAAUUCACGCGAGCAGGUCAAAUAACUUAUUUCUAAUUACUAAUUUCUACUAGAAUUAUUUUCUCACAAAAAUGAAACUUUUUCUUCGUUUUUUGAUAUGAUGAUUCUCGUCUGUUUUGCUUAAAGGACGGUUGAUGGUCGCGAAGAGUGGCAGAUUUCUUGUUGUACCGUGUUAACUCAAGUUCAACAAGUCCUCAGCCAGAAAUAUCACACCAAACUUUCUGUAAAUUCUUUAAAAUUUGCCAAGUUAAUUCGCGCAAGAACGUUUUUGGAUUCACUCCUGAAUAACUAAACUGGUUGAGUAUUAAAUCCAUAUGUGCUCUUUUUUAAUAAAUAACUGAAUAUCCCGCCGGUUUUUUGAAAACGAGGCUAGUAGAAAAGUGGGGCCAAAAGGUAGGGGUUUGUUUGCGUCCUAUAAUCCCGAAAAUCACACUAACGAAAGAAAAGGAUAGAAAAAACAGCAAAGAGCGAGAAUAACGAAUGGAGGAGGAGAAGAUGAAGAAAC